This is a messenger RNA of Candida albicans SC5314, 2256 nucleotides long. RefSeq lists its product as uncharacterized. Gene Ontology annotation, molecular function: ferric-chelate reductase activity. NCBI's taxonomy places the organism in Eukaryota, Fungi, Ascomycota, Pichiomycetes, Serinales, Debaryomycetaceae. The transcript has a single exon. Bases 1 to 2256 code for a protein of 751 amino acids. Gene Ontology annotation, biological process: copper ion import; intracellular iron ion homeostasis; iron ion transport. The record is from RefSeq and is a predicted model, not a curated record. Gene Ontology annotation, cellular component: plasma membrane.
AUGAAACUACUACCAUUAAGUUUCAGUUUCCUUCUUUUCACAUUUACAUUUGCUAAACAACUCCCCGUUUUUGAUGGCAAAACUUAUCAAAGCUAUUCACAUUCACGUAAUGUUUAUGCUUGUCGAAUGCAUAUUCACAAAACUAUUAAAGAAUGUUCUACCACUGAUAUAGAGGAUUAUGGCUGUAUGUGUACCAAUAAAGAUGCCAUCAGUACAUUCAUUCAAUGUUAUGCCUAUUUCCAAAAAAAUUCUACUCAAGCCAUUGAUUUUUUUGUCAAAUAUUGUGAUAAUUAUGGUAACAUCACCACCAACAUCGACCAAAUCACUGAUGCUUAUGAAGAUUUCCUCAAUAAUGGAUCAGACACAACAACUAUAACAAACAUUAAUAACAAUAAUAAUACCACUAACAACACUACUAGCAAUCAUUUGGAUUUUGAUUAUUCGAAAUAUGCUUAUGGACUUGAAGCCUCAAUUGAUCAAUUUUUAACCAAUUGGCAAAGAUCAUUUUUCUAUGGGAUGGCCAUGUCUUCUUAUUGGGGGUUUGUAUUAUUAUUUGGAACCAUUUCUAAUUGGACCCAAUAUUUAUUCCCUGGAUUAAUGACAGAUCUUACUGGUCCAUUUUCUAAUUGGUGGAGAAAGAAUUUAAGUUUACCUGCUACAUUUGGCACCAAAAAAACUCAAGAAUAUACAUUUUGGUUUAAAUAUUUACAAGGAUAUAUACCAUCAAGAUUAGAAUCAAUUAUUAAUAGUGGGUUUUGUUUAGUGGUGAUUAUUGUUUUAUCAAUUAAUACUUAUUAUAGUGUUGGUAAUGAAAUUAUUUUCACUAAUUAUGUUGCACAAUUACGUUAUCUUGCUAAUAGAACCGGAAUCAAUUCUACAAUAUUAAUGCCAUUUCUUGUUUUGUUUGCUGGCAGAAAUAAUAUUUUACAAUGGAUUACAAGAUGGAAUUAUGGAGUAUUUAUGAUGUUUCAUCGAUUUAUUGGUAGAAUGAUAUUUUUAUUUGUUGUUUUACAUGCAGUGACGUUUAGUAUUGCCUUGGGAGUCGAUUAUUAUCCAUUGAUGUCUUUCCCAUUUAUGAUUUGGGGAACAAUUUCUACUGUUGCUGGUGGCAUAAUAAUGGUCCAAGCAAGUCUAUAUGUAAGAAGAAGAUGGUACGAGGUGUUUUUAGGAUUACACAUUUUAUUGGCAUUAUUUUUCAUGAUUGGUGGUUGGGUUCACAUUAGUUAUUUGGGUUAUGAAUGGUGGGUAUUUGUAGCUAUUGGAUUAUGGGGGAUUGAUAGAAUUGUUAGGGUUUUACGAAUGAUAUCAUUUGGAUUUCCGGAAGCCGAUAUCACUUUAAUGUCAGAUGAAACUUUGAAAAUCAAGAUUCCUAGACCAGAUUAUUGGGAACCAAUACCGGGAGGUCAUAUUUUCAUUACAUUUUUAAGAAAAGACUGCUUUUGGCAAAGUCAUCCAUUUACAUUUGCCCCCUCAGUCGAGAACUCCAACACCAUUGUUUUAUAUACCAAAGUCAAACAAGGUGUCACUCGUAAAUUAUACAAUUAUCUUGUUACUUGUCCUGGAAGAAGAGCUAAAAUUACUGUUGGCGUUGAAGGUCCAUACGGUGAGUGUUGUGCUGCAGGAAAAUCACAAACAGCAGUAUUUAUUGCUGGAGGAAAUGGUGUUCCAGGGAUGUUUUCUGAGAUUUAUGAUUUGGCUAAAAGAAGCACACCCGAUUCACAGAAACGAUUGAAAUUAUAUUGGACAAUUAGAGAAUACCGUAGUAUUCAUUGGUUAUAUGAAGAAUUGAACGAGUUGAAAAAAUUCCAUAACGUCGAAGUCACAGUGUUUGUAACCAAACCAGACUCCAAUACAUAUAUCAAUGAGUUGAGUUCGAGAGUUAUUUCUGGUAAAUGUAACAGCACAGAAAAUUUUGAUGGGGCUACCACUGCCACCACUAGUUUAUAUGAAAAGGCUUCAUUUGAUGAUAAGGCAACUAUUGUGGUAACAAAUAGAGAUAUAACUUCCAAAUAUGAUCCAAAUUCAGUUAAAGAUGCUAUCAUUGCCCAAUUAUCCCACGUACAUUUCCGUGAAGGAAGACCAAAAAUAAAUACCAUCAUUAAAGAGGAGAUUGAAGAUGCACAAGGCUCAAUAUGUUUUGUGACCUGUGGCCAUCCAGCAAUGGUGGAUGACAUACGUGCUGAAGUAGUGGGGACUAUUGGUAAAUAUAAAGAAAAAAGAAUAGAUUAUUAUGAACAAUUAAUUGGCUGGGCAUAG